AUGGCUGUUGAUAAAAGUAGGGAUUCUGAGCCAAUCCCAGCAGAAACUGGUGGCCUCGAGGGCACAACACCAACUGACAAUGAGAAAAACGACGAUCAAUCUUUUCCAGACGGAGGCUGGCGCGCAUGGAGCGUUGUUCUGGGGUCCUGGUGUCUGAUGGUUCCAUCAUUUGGACUUCUAAAUACAAUUGGCGUGUUUCAAACGUAUUUGGCCGAGCAUCAAUUGAAAGAUUUCUCGACAUUUUCUAUCGGGUGGAUCUUCAGCUUGUAUGCCUUCUUCAUAUACUUCGGAAGUGUGCAGAUAGAGUACUACCAUUUCAUGCUUGGAUUCAGUGUUCUUGGUGGUAUCUCUGCAUCUAUGGUCUUCACCCCUAGCGUUGCCUGUAUAGCGCAUUGGUUCCUUCGACGCCGCGCAUUAGCCACAGGAGUAGCUGCAACCGCCGGUGGCGCUGGCGGUAUCAUUUUUCCACUCAUAGUCUCAAGCCUGACUGGGACCGUGGGGUUCGCAUGGGCUAUUCGAAUCAUUGGAUUUAUCAGCGCUGGGUUUUGUGGGGUGGGCACCCUUCUCUUGAGAACCAGGCUACCUCGAGAUCCGAUGAAAAAAGGCACCAUUGAUAUCGGCGCUCUGCGAGAACGACAAUUUGCGUUGUUGUCGGCUGCUGUUCUUCUGGUUGAUUUUGCAUUGUUGAUUCCGUUGACUUAUUUACCAUCCUAUGCCCAAUCGCAUGGAAUGAAAACCUCACUUGCAUACCAGCUUGCAUCAAUACUGAGUGCAGCAUCAAUCUUUGGGAGGACUUUCUCGGGUUACUUCGCGGAUCGCUUGGGGCGAUUCAAUAUGAUGAUAAUCUGCACGUUUGUUUGUUGUGUGAUUACACUUGUUCUCUGGCUGCCUGCUCGAUCGAACUCGGCAGCAAUAUUGGCAUAUACUGUGUUAUUUGGGUUCUGGAGUGGAUCUGCCAUCAGUUUGCCUCCCGUCUGUGUGGCACAAAUCUCUAAAACAGAGGAUUUUGGAAAGCGCUACGGGACAACAUAUUUUUUGGCACACUUUUGGCAAUUCCAAUUGGAGGUGGGCUUUUGA
Penicillium soppii is the source of this 1077-nucleotide messenger RNA. RefSeq lists its product as uncharacterized. Gene Ontology annotation, biological process: transmembrane transport. Gene Ontology annotation, cellular component: fungal-type vacuole membrane. Gene Ontology annotation, molecular function: transmembrane transporter activity. The coding region runs from base 1 to 1077 and encodes 358 amino acids. The transcript is spliced from 3 exons. The record is from RefSeq and is a predicted model, not a curated record. NCBI's taxonomy places the organism in Eukaryota, Fungi, Ascomycota, Eurotiomycetes, Eurotiales, Aspergillaceae.